Messenger RNA from Pleuronectes platessa (European plaice), 3009 nucleotides. RefSeq names its product interleukin-18 receptor accessory protein. Gene Ontology annotation, biological process: interleukin-18-mediated signaling pathway. The record is from RefSeq and is a predicted model, not a curated record. NCBI's taxonomy places the organism in Eukaryota, Metazoa, Chordata, Actinopteri, Pleuronectiformes, Pleuronectidae. The transcript has 13 exons. Gene Ontology annotation, molecular function: interleukin-18 receptor activity. The coding region runs from base 176 to 1903 and encodes 575 amino acids.
AGGAAGUGGCUAACACAAACAACGAUUUCUGGGGAAACCUUUCAACAACCCCACAGGAAAUCGUAUAUAUAUUUCUUUUGAAAAAACAUCACCUUUAACACCUGCUGCCAAGAGACGGUGCAAAAUCAACUGUGGGGAAACAACACGAACUCUUCAUCUGAUUCAGAGACACAGGAUGCAAACUGGACACAUUCUGUUUUCAUUCAUCUUUCCCAUUGUCCUGGAUGGAUGCUGUGUGGGAAGUCAUCAAACGAAACAAACAGCUGCGGGACUCCCAGGUCUGCAGCAGGAUGCUAGACAUCAGCACUACAGAGCCGUGGAGGGGGAGAGCUUCAUGAUGCCAUGUAUAAGAUCUGUGAGCGGACACAUUAACGUGGUGUGGUCCAGGACUGGAGGACGUGAAGGUCCGUCCUUUGACUGUGGGAAAGUGUUUCCAGCUGAGGCAGGACAUUCUGGAAAGUACAGCUGCCUCACAGGGGGCAGCGUGUUGUUCUUGCACCUGCAGGUGGUGGAGGAAACCAGUGUGGGAUGUUUCCAGCCGGAGGAGCUCAGCGUCGAGCUGCUCAACAGCGCUGGUGGGGAGGUCCCCUGCCCGGGACGCAACUGCAGCAGCAACACACACGUCCGAUGGUUCAAGGGAAACACGUCUGUGUCUGAGCUGAGUCGAGCCACCUGUGAAAAGAACGGGCUGCUCCUGCUCUGUGAGGUCAAAGGCAAAUAUGAUGCAGGGGUAUAUUUCUGUGACAGACCAAUAAUGGAGCAGGGAGUCACAUGGACACUCAGGAGGGCUGUUAAAGUCAAAGUUGUGCCACACAAGACAACAAGUGACCCUCCCAGGAUUGUGUAUCCUGCUGACAACAUGACAGAGGAAGUGGAACUUGGUUGGCCUCGUACUCUGACCUGUAAGGUACUUUUUCCUUAUGAGAGUCAGACCACAGGGGAGGUGCGUUGGUUCAUGAACUAUGGCGGCAACAAGGAGAAUACGACUCUACUGGACAUGAAGACGCCUCAACAGAGGUCCGACAUACUUGAAGAAUACAGGAUCCUACAGGAGGGCGUCAUAAACGAGGUGACUCCACAACACUUGGACCACACAUACACCUGCAUCGCCAGUAACGCUAUUGGAAAACGCAAUGUCACCAUUAGGCUCAAGAGGAAACCUCCAGUGAAAUGGCCGUCACUGGUUGGGUUCCCAGUUGCUUCUUUGCUGCUGGUGGUCGUGGUGGGAGUGAGUUUGCACUUGAAGUGGCUGGAGCUACAGAUUAUCUACAGAUCCCACUUCCAACAUGGGAAACAUGACAGAGAUGAGAAAAGGUUCGAUGUGUUUCUGUCCUACGUGUGGAGCCCCAUGUCAGCAGAGCUGGAGAGAGGCUGGACCCCUUCCUCCCGAUCAGGAUCCAUCACUGAUGAGGAGGCAUGUCCAUCAAGCCUGGACCCACUGAACACUGAGGAGGGGGAGGCCACACAGAGACCACUAGAAGUGCUACUGCGCCAAGUGUUAGAGGAAGAGUGGGGGUAUCGCCUCUGCCUGGUGGAGAGAGACAUUCUUCCAGGAGGAGCCUAUACAAAUGAUGUGACUCUCGCAAUACAGAGAAGCCACAUGCUUAUCUGUCUCCUGUCCGCCGACUACCUCUGCGACAGCAAUGGAGUGUUUGAGCUGGAGUCAGGAGUUCAGGCUUUGCUGCAAAAGUCUUCCCUCAAACUCCUGCUGAUACAGACGUGUAGAAACUCUUCAUCCGUCAUCCAGGACCCCCCACUUCCUCCACUGGUCCAAAGGGCCCUGAAGGUGCUCCCGAGUCUGAACUGGACGUCAGAGGAACCUGCCAGAGGAACCAGCAGAUUCUGGAGGUCUUUGAGGAAGGCCAUGCCCGAUCACAGAGUGACAGUGGUUUCACUUGUGUAGGACCAGUGAAUACAUUUUUUCCCCAGUAACAUUUAACAUUCCAAAAAGGUGUUAUGUCCAUGAACAUUAUGUACUGAACUGAAACUGUGGCAUCAUUAACUAACAAAUAUGUAAAGAAAAUCAUCAUUAAAUCAAGUGAACCAACCUUUGUACCAAGAAUACUAAUUGAAAUGUUUCCUAGCAUUAAGAGUGAAUACAACAUAUAAAAUAUUUAUACUACUUAGUGAACAAAAUGUAAAAAAAGAGACAUUUAAAGAAUUAGAUUAUAUUUGUCUGUAACAGUAUAGGUAUAACAACAUUAUGUUGUGAGGUCUACCUCAUCGUGUACUGCAGAGCGGACAUAUUUGACACAAAACAUAUAUCCAAAACUUUUUUUUUAAUGCCUUUUAAAUGUUUUCAGGAGAGUUUUGCUUGACUAGUCAGGUCACAGCAGUGGGUAUGGGUGUAAUUGACUUGGGGAAAUUCUGCACAACAGUAAGAUAACAAAAGGAAUUUAAAGUUUACAUGUUUGAUCGUGGGGAUUUUCCAGAAGGAGUUUCAGGCACAGGAGAAGUCACUGAGGUACUGCAGGUUUCUAAUUUUAAAAAUAGUUGGGCUAGACUUCAGAAAUGUGGGCAUUCUAAUGUUAAAGCUGCAAUGCAAAGUGUUUACGUAAACAUUACUAACCUGCUGUACACUUUAACCACCCACAAAUCAAUAGACAUGACUGUUACCAGCAUCUGAAGUUAUAUUAGCGCUGAGUGAUUUGGAUCUUCACACAGUUGUCAACUAAAAACACAUCAAAGUCCUUCAGUGAAUGGAAAAGUUAAAAGGGCUUUCGUCAAUGUGAAAGUGAUACAGAAAGAAAUCCAACAAAACCAGCGAUACUGGUAAAACAAAACCUAGACAUCAAACAAAGAGCUGCCAAUAACGUGAUACAGCAGGGGAAAUGCGAAGUGAAGUUGAUUUAUGAUGGUUAUGUCCAUCUUAUAUAUCAAAAUAAAAAUUGGGGUAAAUAAAAAAGUUGUACAUUGAUGUUGAAAAACUGAGCAAAACAAUCAAUCUACGCAUGUAGUCUAGUCACUUGCCCCCACAUCAACAAAAAUGAUCAUACUCACACUCCCGUU